GCGGCUGGCGCGCCUGCGCAGAAGAAAGGAGAGCGCUUCUGAGGGCGCUCGUCUGAGGAGGGACCGGCGCCGCCGGACGGAGGGUCGGACGGAGGAAGGAAGGACGAGCCUCGUCCGUCUUCGCGGGCCAUGAGCGCCGCCGCCCUGGUUUCUCCCGCGCUGCCCCCGGGGCCUCCGCUGCCACCGCCGCCUUCCACGCUGGCCCCGGGAGCCGGAGCAGCCGCCGCCGCCGCCGCCGAGAGCUAUGAGGAGGAGGAGCUGGAGAGCCCCGCCGAGGAGGAGGACGGCGAGCGCAGCGGACGCGCUCGGGAUUCAGAUGAGGAUACGGAAGAUGCCAGUGAAACCGAUCUGGCGAAACACGAUGAGGAAGAUUACGUAGAGAUGAAGGAGCAGAUGUACCAGGAUAAAUUGGCGUCACUAAAAAGGCAGCUGCAGCAGCUACAGGAAGGUACCUUACAAGAAUAUCAGAAAAGAAUGAAGAAGCUGGAUCAGCAAUACAAAGAGAGGAUUCGCAAUGCAGAGCUUUUUCUUCAGUUGGAAACCGAGCAGGUGGAACGAAACUACAUCAAAGAGAAAAAAGCAGCUGUGAAGGAGUUUGAGGAUAAAAAGAUCGAGCUGAAGGAGAGCUUGAUCGCGGAGUUGGAAGAGAAGAAGAAGAUGAUUGAGAGCGAGAAGCUCACCAUGGAACUGACAGGAGAUUCCAUGGAAGUGAAGCCAAUCAUGACUAGGAAGCUGCGGAGGAGGCCCAACGACCCGGUGCCCAUUCCCGACAAAAGGAGGAAACCAGCUCCAGCGCAGCUCAAUUAUCUCCUAACAGAUGAGCAGAUAAUGGAAGAUUUGAGGACACUCAAUAAGCUUAAAUCGCCUAAAAGACCAGCAUCCCCUUCCUCGCCCGAGCAUCUUCCAACGACGCCUGCAGAAUCCCCCGCCCAGCGAUUUGAGGCACGGAUAGAAGACGGGAAGCUUUACUACGAUAAACGAUGGUAUCACAAGAGCCAGGCUAUUUACCUGGAAUCAAAAGAGAACACCAAAAUCAGUUGCGUGAUCAGCUCGGUGGGAGCCAACGAGAUCUGGGUGAGGAAAACCAGCGACAGCACCAAAAUGAGAAUCUACCUUGGGCAGCUCCAGCGAGGCGCUUUUGUGAUCCGCCGGCGAUCCGCAGCUUGACUGUCGUUUUUUUUCCCCCCCGGCAGACCCUCGUAUUCAGGACAAUCAUCCGUCUGCGAGAUGUGUGGUUGCGCCCCGUAGGUGUGAUUAGGCCAAGAAAACCCAAAACCAAACCAUAAUUCUUCCCUUCUUUGGAAGUGUGUCUCCACCCGCUGCGUGUGGAACGCCCCGCUGCCCGGACUGAUUAGUUUUGUUUUCGCCGUCUCGUGGUCUCCAAGGUUCAGAAGGACCGCCGGGUUUUUUUUUCCCCCUCGUCUUCCCAUUAUUUCAUUCUGUCGUAAACGGUUUCCGUCGCGGACAAAAGCUGGUGCGGCAGGUUGGAAGAAGCUCAGCCAACCCUCCGGCGAAGCGGAGGGACGGCAAAACGUCGCCAGGAGGAAAAAGUGACAGCGUUGCAACGCGUAAAAAGGCAUCGGCGUGCCGAGAAACAGCUGGGAAUUCUCAGAACUUGCCUUGGCGCCCCCCUGGAUUUUGCGUUAUUUAUACGGAAAGGGGUUUCACAUAUUUUCUUGAUUUAAGCCCAAGCUGCGUUCAGAGCUUGGCGUGGUUUUUCCGUUCUCGGAAGAUGGACAAACACGGGGGGCGGGGGGGGCUUUUCUUUUUGGUGGGUUUCCCCCCCUCCCAAUCCCCGCAAAGGAAGGCUCUUCAGCUUAGCGGCGAGGCUGAUUGUAUCCACCUUUCAGGCUGGCUCAAAAAAAACUUUGUUCGCAUCGUUUGAGGGGCCUUGACUUUGUGCAUGCAAGUCGACUUCUCCUCUGACUGCAGCCCACCCCCCACCCCCACCCUCUCCCCCAAAAUGUAAAUAGUAAGAGAGUAGAGUUUGGAUGCAGACUGAAAGCACAGGCUGAGUUUCCCAGCCUUGUACUGUUUUUAUGACACGUUGCUCCCCGAAUAUUUUUUAUCUCUC
Thamnophis elegans (Western terrestrial garter snake) is the source of this 2074-nucleotide messenger RNA. RefSeq names its product SDS3 homolog, SIN3A corepressor complex component (gene SUDS3). Gene Ontology annotation, molecular function: histone deacetylase binding. NCBI's taxonomy places the organism in Eukaryota, Metazoa, Chordata, Lepidosauria, Squamata, Natricidae. Gene Ontology annotation, cellular component: Sin3-type complex. Gene Ontology annotation, biological process: negative regulation of transcription by RNA polymerase II. The transcript has 12 exons. The coding region runs from base 130 to 1167 and encodes 345 amino acids. The record is from RefSeq and is a predicted model, not a curated record.